ACGUCCCACCACCACUAGUUGUCAACAUAAUUGCAAAGAUGCGGCCCACAUUCCUGGCCAUUUUGUGCUUCCUGGCGUGGAAUCCCAGCUCCGAGGCGACCGGCAACCUGAGUCCUGGCGCGGUGGGAGUACACCGUCGUUUCGAGUACAAGUACUCGUUUAAGCCGCCGUAUUUGGCCCAGAAAGACGGAACCGUACCGUUUUGGGAGUACGGGGGAAAUGCCAUCGCCAGUUCGGAAAGUGUGCGCGUGGCGCCAUCGCUCCGCUCGCAAAAGGGUGCCAUCUGGACGAAAUCGCAGACGAACUUCGACUGGUGGGACGUGGAGAUUGUGUUCCGGGUGACGGGACGUGGCCGGAUCGGAGCCGAUGGUCUGGCUUUCUGGUACACCACCGAGAAGGGUGACUACAAUGGCCCAGUGUUUGGAUCCUCGGACCGCUGGAACGGUCUGGCCAUCAUGUUCGAUUCCUUCGACAACGACAACAAGCACAACAAUCCCUACAUCAGUGCUGUGCUCAACGAUGGCACCAAGUUCUACGACCACGCCAACGAUGGAACCACCCAGCUCCUGAGCGGUUGCCUAAGGGAUUUCCGUAAUAAGCCAUUCCCAACGAGGGCGCGCAUCGAGUACUACAACAAUGUACUUACGGUGCUUAUCCACAACGGAAUGACCAACAACAACGAUGACUACGAGCUGUGUCUCCGGGCGGAUAACGUGAAUCUGCCCAAGAACGGUUACUUUGGCAUUUCGGCUGCCACUGGCGGUCUGGCCGAUGACCACGAUGUGUUCCACUUCCUGACCACCUCGCUGCAUGCCGCCGGACAGGCGCAGGAGCAGCCUAAGGUGGACAACCAGGAAAAGCUGACGCAAGAGUACAAGGAGUACCAAGAGAAGCUAGAGAAGCAGAAGCAGGACUACAAGAAGGAGCAUCCCGACGAGCACAAAGACGACGAGGACUGGGAAGAGUUCUACGAAUCGGAGAACCAGCGUGAGUUGCGUCAGAUCUGGCAGGGUCAGAGCCAGAUUGCUGAUCAUUUGCGUGAGCUUUCCCGCAAGGUGGACGAGAUUAUUGGCCGCCAGGAGACCACGCUCUCGCUGGUGUCGCGCAAUGCUGGACAGGCUCUUCCAGCUCCACCAGCUGCCGGUGGAGCACAACAGCAACAACUGCCCGUUGGCGCCGUCAGCAGGACUGAUGUCGAUCUUCUGCUCACCAACCAGAAUGUGCUGCUCAGCGCCAUCCGCGAGAUACGGCAACUGGUCGGCGAUAUCAAUGUGCGCACUGAUAACAUUCAAACGAAUCAGAAGCACGCGCCUACAGCACAAAUCCAGUCAACCGGCUAUGAUGUGCAAACGCUCAUCGCCGAGAUGCGCGAUGGAAUGAACCAGGUCAAACAGGGCAUCACCCAUGUGGGCCAGAGAUUGGGAGCGCCACAGGCAGGAGCGCAGGUGGCCAACUGUCCCACGGGCAACUGUGUUGGAGUCACAUUGUUCCUAAGCGUAACUGUUGUCCAAUUGCUGCUAGUCUUCAUCUACAACGUUUUCAAAAACCGCAGCGAAGCACAAGCGAAAAAGUUCUACUAGGCGAAAUCGCGACACAUUGGGAUCUUAACGAGUAACAAACACACAAGCAUACACCCACACAAAACACGAGGAAACACAUUCGCACACCUGACUAGGCAGCAACUAAAUUUAGUUUAAAUGAAAGAUUUAAGACUUCUGCGUAGCAUGCUCUACCAUUACAUGUAACUGUUUGCUUUUAUAUAGAAGUCUGUUUAAUCGGUCAGGUCCCAGAUCCGGAUUCAAGUCGUUACUUAAUCGAAGAAAGAACAAGAUAUUUGAACAAUGUUUAAGCCUCAUGACAAUGCCACGCAAUACAAAAUGAAGAAAUCGUCGAAGAAGCCGUAAGACAAACUUCCCUUUAGAAAUAGACAGCAGAGGAUGUUUUUUAAUUGUUUAGCAAGUCAAGUCGAAAGUCUCACUCCAUUCUCAACUCUGCAUAUCAUGUGUGCAGGCAUUUCUAUAAAAAGAAGGAAUAUCAAUCCUCAAAAAAGGAAAAAAAUUAUAAAAAUCGUAAAACCUAUAAAUGUAUGAAAAUUCCGUAAACGUAGCUAAUUUCUAUAAUAUUCUGUAUAAUUUAGAGUUGAUGGAGUCCUGUGGGCUCGGCUCUUGAAAACUGAAUUGGCAACAUAAAUCUUUCUUUUCAUUUUCACUUGCUUUUUGUUAGUUAGCCUGAAAGUGAAUUUAUGUAAUAAUUAUGAAGAACUGUCUCACUAAGUUUUUGUUUUGUUCGCAAGCCACUGGUGCGAUGCAAGGAAGUUUUCUACUGAAUAAUCUUAAUAUAAAUACUGAUAAAUUAUAAAACAAUUGAAGUGAAGUGUGUUUUUAUAUAUGUUGUCCAUUCCAGUCUCGAUAGAAUGUUUAAACUGAAAAUAAAAAUCAAUUUAUAGAAAA
This is a messenger RNA of Drosophila ficusphila, 2450 nucleotides long. It is a transcript of the gene ergic53, whose product is annotated as protein ERGIC-53. The record is from RefSeq and is a predicted model, not a curated record. Gene Ontology annotation, biological process: endoplasmic reticulum to Golgi vesicle-mediated transport; endoplasmic reticulum organization; Golgi organization. The transcript is spliced from 5 exons. Gene Ontology annotation, molecular function: D-mannose binding. NCBI's taxonomy places the organism in Eukaryota, Metazoa, Arthropoda, Insecta, Diptera, Drosophilidae. The coding region runs from base 39 to 1580 and encodes 513 amino acids. Gene Ontology annotation, cellular component: COPII-coated ER to Golgi transport vesicle; Golgi membrane; endoplasmic reticulum-Golgi intermediate compartment.